UUUGUUCUCAAAGGCAAUAGUUUGAAUAAUAUCAAUCAAGAAUUUUUGCCACAUGAUCUUUGGGAAAAGAAAGAUUUCUUCCUUGAUGUAUCAUCCAAUCCCUUCGACUGUGGUUGCCAAUUGGAGUGGUUCAGAGUUUGGGUAGAAAACAACAAAGAUAGGGUGAUUGGAUACCCAAACAACUAUAUCUGCAAUUCUCCUUCUGAGUUAAAGGAGAAAAGCCUAUCCAACUUUGAUCCAGCUUUGGAAUGUCACAAAAUAAACCCCUUUAUUAUACUAACCUUCACUUCCCUUGGAUUUCUGUCAGUUCUGAUUUUCACUACAGUUCUCUUAAGAAAAUUUCGCUGGGAUAUCAAAUAUUACAUAUACAUUUGCAAAAAUAGGAAACCAAUGGGAUACAAAAGGUUUACCGAUGACGAAGAAUUCUUGUAUGAUGCUUUUAUUGCUUAUAACACAAACGACAGAAAAUGGAUCAUGUCUGAACUGGUUCGAAUGCUGGAAAGAAACCACAAAUAUAAACUCUGUCUACAUGAAAGAGAUAUCAUUCCAGGCGGAGUUUACGUAGAGGACAUUCUUGAGAGUAUUGACACGAGCAGGAAGUUGAUUUUGGUGCUCUCGAAUAAUUUCAUGGAUGAUCAAUGGUGUAAGUAUGAAACAGCUCUUGCGAGUCACACUUUGGCGGACGGUGAUGGUCAUAAGCUUUUUCUAGUGUUGUUGGAGGACAUUCGCUCCGAACACAUCAACAGAUCCCUGAAAGUGCUUCUGAAAUCUAUCUCACAUGUGGAGUGGACGGAAAAUAAAAUUGGUCAGAGAAUGUUCUGGGAAAGUAUCAAGCAAUUCAUGGAUAACAAUUGA
Saccostrea echinata is the source of this 855-nucleotide messenger RNA. RefSeq names its product toll-like receptor 2 type-2. Gene Ontology annotation, cellular component: membrane. Lineage: Eukaryota; Metazoa; Mollusca; Bivalvia; Ostreida; Ostreidae. The transcript has a single exon. Gene Ontology annotation, biological process: inflammatory response; toll-like receptor signaling pathway; immune response. Gene Ontology annotation, molecular function: transmembrane signaling receptor activity. The record is from RefSeq and is a predicted model, not a curated record. The annotation marks the transcript as partial.